Lichtheimia ornata is the source of this 1071-nucleotide messenger RNA. RefSeq lists its product as uncharacterized. Bases 1 to 1071 code for a protein of 356 amino acids. Gene Ontology annotation, molecular function: DNA binding. The transcript has a single exon. The record is from RefSeq and is a predicted model, not a curated record. NCBI's taxonomy places the organism in Eukaryota, Fungi, Mucoromycota, Mucoromycetes, Mucorales, Lichtheimiaceae.
AUGCCUCGACCGCAAAGUGAUACUUGGCGCUAUUUCACCAUCAUUGAAGGCCCUGACGGCAAAGGUCGUAAAGCAAGCUGCUCCUACUGUGGCCAUCAGCAAGCAUGUGGUGUGACCCGACUCCAUCAACACCUCUUGAAAAAGUGUCCCAACAUUCCACCUUCCUUGCGUGCAGAACUACGACAACGAGAAGAAUCCAGAGCUCGAUCGUCUCCUCCACAGCAGCAGCAACAAAACCACCGUAACGAUAGCAACGAUAUGGACAUCGACCGUGCAUUAUCAACAUUAGCAGCACAUGGGAUAUCUACUUCUGCACGUCAACAGCAACAACAGCAACAGGAGACAUCAACAACACAGCCUGUGGACAAUUAUAGUAGUACGUCUUCGUCGUCAGGAACGACGUCUUCUUUGAUGGCAAGUGGUCAGCAACAACAGCAGCAGGAACAAGCGAUGCUCGAUUGGCUUCUUGCACGUGCUUUGUUUUCAGCCAACAUACCCUUCAGCGCCGUUGAAGAUCAACAUAUGAUUAGCUUUCUCAAACGCAUGCGUCCUGGCUAUGUUAUUCCAAAAGCAUAUAAACUCCAGCAGCAUUUACUCAAAGAACAGCAUUGGGAUUUGAUUGAGUGCGAUAAGAGUGAUCCUGCUACCAUUCGACCCUGUUCUCCUACUCGAAAUACAACACCAGCACUUUCUACCACCACGAGUAAUUCCACCACCCAUUCAUCUAAUAAUACAACGACGACAACAACUGGAUCUUCAACAUCCGUUACGACACCUUCCUCCACAUCCUCUUCCACAUUUUCAACACCCGGUAGCAAUACUAAUAAUGCCUCAACCGCUUCUUCUAUUUCAUCCAUUGGUCGUCUCAUGAACAAAUCCACCACCAUCCCACCUUCUCGUCGCCACCAUCAUCAUCAUCCAUACGACACAUCCUCCUCCUCAACCUCAGCCUCAUCCGUAUCCACUUCCACUUCAAGAAUCCAUCAUGGAGAUAAUACUAACAGUAAUAACCCAUCCGAUCGUUCCUUAUUAGCAUCCUUACGAACUCCCAAUAUGGAUGGAAGUUUAUAA